This is a messenger RNA of Aureobasidium uvarum, 513 nucleotides long. NCBI's taxonomy places the organism in Eukaryota, Fungi, Ascomycota, Dothideomycetes, Dothideales, Saccotheciaceae. The record is from the annotation of a GenBank genome assembly.
AUGGCCGAAACACAAUCAUACAAAGAGCUCCUCGCAAAAUGGGCCGACAAGUACCGCGGUCAUUCUAACAUUUCCAAAAGGNCCACAGUAGAAGACCUAGACNCCCCAGCAGCAAUGUCCACAUCCCCAGACUCACUCAUCUCAAGCGCCAUGAUGACCGCCUACGAAAGAGAAUACACACACCUCACCGUAGUCGCGCCCGAGACACGCGCACUGGUGGGCUACCUCAGCAUGCCCCACCUCAAGCACCUACUCAAAGCCGGGGUUGUCCGCGACAGCGAUACGGUAGACAGAGCAAUGACAAAGUUCAAGAGAAAGGGCACGAAAUAUCACGUCAUCACCAUGGAUACACCGCUGGAAGAGCUCGAGGCCUUUUACGCGGGCUUGACGGAAGAUGGACAGAUGCCUGCACAAGAGUUUGCUGUCGUGACGGAUGCUGGUCGCAAGUUUGUGCUGGGUGUCGCGACGAAAGAGGACUUGGAGGAGUUUGUCAAGAGGAGACCGGUCUAUUGA